GCUGCCCAGAACAAAGGCUCUUUUCACACCCGUGUCCCGCUGUCCCAAGCUUUCUCUGAGUCAGAAGAGAGUGGAGGGUUUUGUCAUCCUCCCGCCCCAGCAACUUAGACCCAAGGAACCCGCGCGUGGCCAGCCGGGGAGUCAGGGGCGAGGUUGGGGACCUGGAGGAGGGCCCGUGUUCCUGAGCCUUGCUAGGAUAUGCCAGGCCUUGGGGGCCAUAGCUGAGGAGUCGGGGCGGAGCUGCUGGGCCAGGCCUGCCGCCGGGUUGAGUGUGACUCCACGGUCCCGGAGUAGGGGGGUGGGGGACAGCCCUGCAGCUGGCUGGGACCCGGGACUGGUUUCCUGUCUGGAAGGGAAGGGGCCCCGAGAGGGGAUCAGGGCCAGCAGCAGCCAGGCACACCCGACUUUCUCCCUCUCUCUCUCUCCUCCCUUCUGCUGGAAAAGCGAGGCCUUGGAACAGCGCUAGGAGAGAAACUUUUGUCACAGAAGCCAAAGGGGUCUAACAGGACUGCAGAGGGACAGGGACAGACUCUGCAUUCUGUCCCAGAGCUGGACACCUCUCUCAAGCCCGGGGAGCAGUGGGAGGAGGAACUGUGGGACAACGUGGUGCCUACCUGGCCUCUCUCCGGGCAGCAAGGGAAGGGGCUUUAGGGGACACAGAGAUGCAGGACAGAUUGCGCAUCCUGGAGGACCUCAAUAUGCUCUACAUCCGGCAGAUGGCACUCAGCCUGGAGGACACGGAGCUGCAGAGGAAACUAGAUCAUGAGAUCCGGAUGAGGGAAGGGACCUGCAAGCUGCUGGCAGCCUGCUCCCAACGAGAGCAGGCUCUGGAAGCCACCAAGAGCCUGCUGGUGUGCAACAGCCGUAUUCUCAGCUACAUGGGCGAGCUGCAGCGGCGCAAGGAGGCCCAGGUGCUGGGGAAGAUAGGCAGGCGACCUUCCGACAGUGUGCAGUCUGCUCAGCACUCCCCUUGCCGUGGCCGGGUCUGCAUCUCUGACCUCCGGAUCCCACUCAUGUGGAAGGAUACAGAGUAUUUCAAGAACAAAGGCGACCUGCACCGCUGGGCUGUGUUCCUGCUGCUGCAGAUUGGGGAACAGAUUCAGGACACAGAGAUGGUCUUGGUGGACAGGACCCUCACAGACAUCUCCUUUCAGAACAAUGUGCUUUUUGCUGAGGCAGAGCCUGACUUUGAACUGCGGCUGGAGCUGUAUGGGGCCUGUGUGGAAGAGGAGGGAGCCCUGGCUGGUGCCCCCAAGAGGCUUGCCACCAAGCUCAGUAGCUCCCUGGGCCGUUCCUCCGGGAAGAGAGUCAGGGCAUCGCUGGACAAUGCUGGGGGCUCUGGGAACAGUCCCAUCCUGCUGCCUACCCCAGCUGUGGGAGGUCCUCGAUUCCACUUCUUGGCCUACACCACUCUUACCCUAGAAGAAGUGCAAGAUGGAUUCCGUACACAUGACCUCAUUCUCACCAGUCAUGAGGAGAACCCUGCCUGGCUGCCCCUUUAUGGCAGCGUGUGUUGCCGCCUGGCAGCUCAGCCUCUCUGCAUGAUCCAGCCCACUGCAAGUGGUGCCCUCAAGGUGCAGCAAGCCGGGGAGCUGCAGAAUGGGACACUGGUGCAUGGAGUCCUGAAAGGCACAAACCUCUUUUGUUACCGGAGAUCUGAGGAUGCAGACACUGGGCAAGAACCACUGUUCACUAUCGUCAUCAACAAGGAGACUAGGGUCCGGGCAGGUGAGUUGGAGCAGGCCCCAGAGUGGCCUUUCACCCUCAGCAUCAGCAACAAGUAUGGGGAUGAUGAGGUGACAAACAUCCUCCAGCUGGAGAGCAGAGAAGCCCUGCAGAACUGGAUGGAGGCGCUUUGGCAGCUCUUCUUUGACAUGAGCCAGUGGAGGCACUGUUGUGAUGAAGUCAUGAAGAUCGAAACUCCUGUGCCCCGGAAACCACCCCAAGCCCUGGUCAAGCAGGGGUCCUUAUACCACGAGAUGGCCAUUGAGCCACUAGAGGACAUCGCAGCUGUGACAGACAUCCUGGCCCAGCGGGAGGGCACAAGGCUGGAGCCGCCCCCACCCUGGCUAGCAAUGUUUACAGACCAGCCUGCCUUGCCUAGCUCCUGCUCGCCUGCUUCAGUGGCCCCAGUCCCAACCUGGAUGCAACCCCUGCCCUGGGGAAGACCCCGAACCUUUUCCCUGGAUGCUGCCCCUGCAGACCACUCCCUUGGGCCUUCUCGCUCCGUUGCACCCCUUCCCCCGCAGAGAUCCCCCAAAUCCAGAGGUUUCUACAGCAAAAGCCAGCUCGGCCCAUGGCUCCAGUCCCCAGUGUGAGAGGAACCAGCAACAGGAUCUGGCCAAGAAAGAAAAUGACCCAAGGACACCUGGGCUCUAGGUCCAGCACUGUGGGGCACCAGUUGGCCAGCCUGGGCUCCUCUUCCUCCACUGGACUAGGACGGAAGGCUGGGGAGGGGUAACGGAAACCCCUCUUAAGUUGUGGCUAUCAAGGUACAGAGGGGGACCAUUCCUGGAGCUGGCUAGGAUUCCCCUAAGCGCUUCCUGGGAGAAAACUGGAACAACUCUGCCCUAUCUGCCUGCACUAACCUCCAGGGCGGCAACGGAGAGUGGAGAUGAAAGCACCUCCCCCACCCCACCCCGUGAUCCCAAUGUCAACCAUUAAAGUUAUUUAACAGCUCGA
Molecule: messenger RNA, 2682 nt
Organism: Mus caroli (Ryukyu mouse)
Lineage: Eukaryota; Metazoa; Chordata; Mammalia; Rodentia; Muridae
Gene: Rtkn
Product: rhotekin
Biological process (GO): actomyosin contractile ring assembly; septin ring organization; mitotic cytokinesis
Cellular component (GO): actomyosin contractile ring
Molecular function (GO): GTPase inhibitor activity
Source: RefSeq, a predicted model, not a curated record